AUGGCUCCCGCUCCUCCGCCGCCUCCUGCCGCGGCACCUCAGCAGCAGCAUCCGCCGCAAGACCUCCACGACCUCCUCCGCGCUCGCCUCGUCGAGAGCGGCGAGUACUCGCGCAUCAUGGACGUGCUCAGGGCCAAGCUCGACGACGCAGGCUGGGAGGACUCGGUACGCGAUGCCGCUCGUGAGAGAGCCCGUGUCCAAGACCCGCCGAGCCUGCAGGCCCUCGUCGCCGAACUCGAGCCGCAGGCGCUCGGCAUGAUUCCCGCCGACGCUCGUGCCGAGGUCGAGGCCAUGGUGCGCGCGUUUGUCGAAAAGACCGUCGAGUAGCCGGAAGGGAAAUCUCCUUUCGUAGCUUUCCUCCCCUCUCGCCGUGGCCGCUCGUGUGCUUGUUGUACUCCUACGCACUCUUUCCUCUCG
This is a messenger RNA of Rhodotorula graminis WP1, 417 nucleotides long. RefSeq lists its product as uncharacterized. The record is from RefSeq and is a predicted model, not a curated record. Gene Ontology annotation, molecular function: chromatin binding; transcription coactivator activity. Gene Ontology annotation, cellular component: DUBm complex; nuclear pore; SAGA complex. The coding region runs from base 1 to 327 and encodes 108 amino acids. Gene Ontology annotation, biological process: positive regulation of DNA-templated transcription; poly(A)+ mRNA export from nucleus; regulation of transcription by RNA polymerase II. The transcript has 4 exons. NCBI's taxonomy places the organism in Eukaryota, Fungi, Basidiomycota, Microbotryomycetes, Sporidiobolales, Sporidiobolaceae.